AUGUUCGCGUUGCUGCUGGUCGCCUUCCUUUGCGGAGUCACUGCCGACUCCCAGGCCGAGCGCCCUUCCUCCCUCCGAGGCAUGGAGCCUUUGGCCUUCUGGGCAGAGGAGCGCCGCCUUGGGGACGACCGCCGCCGGCAUUGGCGCCAGGAGCACGAGCACGAAGGCGAAGAAAAGGAUGAGCCGUGGGAGCAUCAGGAGCACCACGAGCACGAGGAUCACCGCGAGGACCACUGGGAGCACCAUGAGGACCACUGGGAGCACCAUGAGGACGAGGAGCACUGGAGGCCUCACUGGGGCCCGCAUCCGGAUCCUCGAGAGUGCUUUCCGCCCUUUGACUUUUGCCAGAGUUGUGUCGAUGGCGGGUGCAUGGGCACCCCUUGCAAGGCGAGGUGUUCAAUGUGCGACCCCUGCCAGACUUGCAAUGGCUUUGGCGAGUGCAUCGGCCCAACCUGCGAAAUUCAGUGUGCCUUGUGCGACUCCUGCCAGACUUGUGUGGGAGGCCAGUGUAUCGGCUCGUCGUGCCAAGACAGGUGUCUUUCGUGCAACACGAUGCCCAUGAUGUGCCCAAAUGGGCAGACAUCGAUUCCUGGUAGCUGCAUGAACGGUAAUUGCAUGCCAGGUUCGUGUGUGUAG
Molecule: messenger RNA, 636 nt
Organism: Symbiodinium necroappetens
Lineage: Eukaryota; Dinophyceae; Suessiales; Symbiodiniaceae
Source: the annotation of a GenBank genome assembly